Laccaria bicolor S238N-H82 is the source of this 1473-nucleotide messenger RNA. RefSeq lists its product as uncharacterized. The transcript has 5 exons. The coding region runs from base 1 to 1473 and encodes 490 amino acids. The record is from RefSeq and is a predicted model, not a curated record. Lineage: Eukaryota; Fungi; Basidiomycota; Agaricomycetes; Agaricales; Hydnangiaceae.
AUGGAGGCUUUACCGCCUGUCAAGUCAGAAGAGCCCCCUCGGGUCACCGCAUCAUCUCUGGCGGCAGGGAAUGUCAUGACGAGGAAGAAGAAUUUUACCAUUAUCCUCGUUGGCGAGACCGGAACUGGCAAGACAAGUUUCCUAUCUCUCCUUGUCAACGUACUAGCAGGCAAAUCACCAAGCAAAUACAACCUGGAACCAUAUGAUGUCACCAAUGAGUACGGUGGAGGGCAAAAUCACAGCCAAACGAAGACCGCCAAGGUCUAUGAAUUCACGAGCUUGAAUAAUAAGGACAAAGAACACAAAGAGAGCAUCACCACCGCUAUUCGGGAAAAUAUUCCGGAGUUGACGGCGGUGAUCAUUCUAGCCAAUGGCACCAGCCCACGCCUUGGUGUUGCCACUGACUAUGCCAUCACUACACUUUGUUCCAUCUUCCCUUGGACUCUUGCCGAAAACAUCGGAAUUUUGUUCACUAACAUCUCCAACCAUCGCUUCUUGAACUUUGAGGUUAACACACUGCCCCUUCAGUUGCGAGGCGCCAAACGUUUUUUAAUGGAUAACCCGCUCGCGAGGCGGAAGAGUUACUUGAAAAAUGCAAAGGCUGAGGCGGAGGGCGAUACCGACGAGGACGAUGAGGACAUUGCAGAGGCCGAAGUCAGCGCAGGCCAUCAAACGACGUUGAAGAUGUUGGUUAAGAUUUUUAAUUGGAUUGAUGGUCUUCAGCCGCAAGCAACAAACGACAUAACGUCGCUCUACGAUGCAUCAAUAGAGAUCGAGUACAAAAUUACCAACACGUUGGCCCGCAUGACGCAACUCGCCGAAGCGAAAGAUGUGCUUGAUAAAUUAGUCGAGGAUUCCAAUGGGACCGAGUUAACUGAUUCUGGAGCGGCUAAUUUCAAGAAGGUCAUUCAAAAGGGAACUUGGACUCUCCAGGACACGGAUACGUACAACACUACCUGCCAAUUUUCACUUUGCUACACCAACUGCCAGGAGAAAUGUUCGGGCGGCUUUACCCUCCUUGGACGUUGGAAAUUGAUUAAAUGUCGCAAAUUGGCCUAUUAUGGUGGUACUUGCAUAGAGUGCAGCCACUCGAUGAAGCACCAUCUCCAAGGCAAGAAAGCUUGGUAUGAGAAGUUGGAAAAGAUAAAUUGUAUCGACGAGACGACUACAAUCGCCGAAGUCCUGAAGACCAUCGACACCUGCAAUGAGAAUAUCGAAGAGGCAACUGCGCAAAUCGGCCGUCUCGCUGAGCAGUAUUCCGAGCUUUCGCUUUCUGGAUCCUUCUCUGGUCAAGUCGGGAAGUCGGUGAGGCUCAUUGAGACACACCUGGAAAGCAUUAGAAACAGAUCGGACCCAGAGAGCGCCAAACGGAUAGAAGAGAGCUUGAAUGUGCUCAAGAAGAAGCUCCGCCUGCUUGAGGAUGCGGCGGAAGCGGCGCGUAAGAAGGUGUAUCACCCAACUAGCGCGGAUUAA